AUGUACCAGAAAAAUGAGAAUAAUGAAUCGAAGCUCAUCCAAACCGUCAACUUUGAACUCAAUUAUCUUGGUGCCUAUGACAAGAAAGGUAGAAAGGCUGCUUGGUUUCCGUGGCGCACCAACUUCCAGAUCUUCAAGGACAGCCUCCAGUGUGGUUUCCAGGAUUCGCCGAAUUUAAAUCAAGAUGAAAGGAAAGAUAAAGUGAGGAAAAAAAAUCAGAAUUUUGUGCUGCUUGGUUUCCGAGAUGCAUCCAACUUUCAGUGUUCCGAGGAUAGCUUCAAAGGAGGAUUCCAGGAUUGGCAGAGGUCGAAUCAAUAUGACAGAAAUAGCGAGAUAAAGAAUGAAAGUAAUUUAGGACGCCCAUCAACAGUAAUCCUGGUUGGACGGAGGAUUUCAGAAACCUUCAUGCAAAUCUGA
Caenorhabditis briggsae is the source of this 417-nucleotide messenger RNA. Bases 1 to 417 code for a protein of 138 amino acids. Lineage: Eukaryota; Metazoa; Nematoda; Chromadorea; Rhabditida; Rhabditidae. The transcript is spliced from 5 exons. The record is from RefSeq and is a predicted model, not a curated record.